Molecule: messenger RNA, 2552 nt
Organism: Trifolium pratense (red clover)
Lineage: Eukaryota; Viridiplantae; Streptophyta; Magnoliopsida; Fabales; Fabaceae
Exons: 11
Coding region: 348-2303 (651 amino acids)
Molecular function (GO): GTP binding
Source: RefSeq, a predicted model, not a curated record
AAUGGGCUUUUGGAGCCCAUUCCAAUUUCUUCUCUAACCUAGACAGACAGAGAGAGAAAGAAAGAUAUCUGCGCAGAAAAGAAACAAACAGCCAGCAAAAUCAUCAUCACUGUUGCCAUGUUUUUGAAAUGACGAAACUUGUUUGCAACUUUGUAAGAAACAAUCUCAAAUAUUCUGAAAGUUCUUAACUUUCAGAACUUCAUCAUUGCCUAAAGCUUCUAUUCAAUGACGGUGCCAAGUAACUCUUUUUUCUUCUAAACCCUUUUUCUCACGCACUGUUAUUUUGUUAUUUCUUCUAUUUGAGAUUGUUUUGAAAUCAUUUAGAGAGUUUAAUAUUGAUCAUAAUAAUGUCAACUGAGGAAGUUUUAAUGGAGAAGAUUAGAAGAAAGCCUAAAUUUGCUGUAAGAAUUUCUAGGAACUCGUUGAGAACUAGAAAGGAUGAAAAUGGUUUUAACAAGGAUGAUAGUUUUGAUAGAGAAAAUGGGGGGUAUAAGGGGAAGUUUAAGAAAAAUGUGAACUUUAGAGGAAGUGAAGAAUUCAGUGGUUAUGAGAGAAGAAAGUUUUAUGAGAGAGGUAAAAUUGAUGAUAGAGAAAAUCGGGGGUAUAAGGGGAAGUUUAAGAAUAGGGAAAACUAUAGAGGAAUGGAAUCGGGUGAAGAAAGGAGUGGCGAGAAGUUUCAUGAUAGGGGAAAGGUGAGAACUAGAAAGGAUGAAAAUCGGUUUAACAAGGGCGAGGUUUUUGAUAGGGAAAAUGGGUAUAGGGGAAAGUUGAAGAAAAAUGAGAACUUUAGAGGGAUGGAAUCCGGUGAAGAAAGGAGUGGAGAGAGGUUUCAUGAGAGAGGAAGGUUUAGAAAUAGAAAGGAUGAUAGUCGUUUCAAAAAGGACGAGAUUUUUGAUAGGGAAAAUGGGUAUAAGGAGAAAUUGAAGAAAAAUGUAAACUUUAGAGGAAUGGAAUCGGGUGAAGAAAGGAGCGGUGAGAGGUUUUAUGAAAGAGGAAAGUUGAGAACUUUCGAUACUUUUAAAACUUUCGAUUCUUCUAGGAGGAAGAAGAGAGUGUAUGCUGAUACGGAAGGAAUGGAUGAAAGUGGCAAGUUGUGGAGUGGUGAGGAAAUAUCAAAGAAGAAAACUUUGUUUAAGAAAGGGGAGAAGAAGGUGAGAGAUGAAACUGUGGAAGAGAAAAUCGUGGAAGAGAAAAAUGAUCACCGUACAAUAUGGGAUCUCAGUAAAUUGAAGAAGGCGAAAAAAUCCAAAGACAAGCUUUCUAAUGAAAAUUUGAAGAACAAGCAAGAAAUUGAUGAGAGGAAAGUCGAAGUUGUGUCUCCUUCAAUUUCCGACAUGAAAAAACCAGGGUUGGAUGGUGAUGCCGAGAAACUUGAUGAUCGCCGACGGAAGAAAAAGAAAAGGGUGAUAAGGAUCGAUCCAUAUGAUAUCUCAAACAAGAGACUAGAUGAUUCCAUUGGUGUUGACGGAAUUAAAGAAGAGAAGAAAAAGGAUUCUGAGAAAAAGCCCGAAAUGUCCCUGAAUGCUCAAUUUCGUGCAAUACAGCCUAGCCCUUCAAUACUUACCUUUGUGGAAAAAAAUCUUUUGGGCAGGAGACGCAUGAUUGAUAUAAAGAGGGCAGGCUACAAUAUAGAACUUCCUGCACCAUUAGAUAAUAUUCCCUUCUCUAAAAGUUUAGAAAGAGAGAACAUUGAAGAAAAUGUUUUUAGAAACAGAUUGGAAUUUUUCGCUGCUGCAAAGGUCUCAUCAUCAUUUCCACCUCCUAAUCUUCCGGAGAUUGCAUUUGCUGGUAAGUCAAACGUCGGUAAAUCGUCUCUUCUUAAUGCACUCACUAGACAAUGGGGGGUUGUACGGACAUCGGACAAGCCUGGCCAUACACAGACAAUAAAUUUCUUCAGUUUGGGAACAAAGCUUAGCUUAGUUGAUUUGCCGGGAUAUGGAUUUGCGUAUGCAAAAGAAGAAGUGAAAGAAUCUUGGGAGGACCUUGUAAAGGAGUAUGUUUCAACAAGAGUUGGUCUCAAACAAGUAUGCCUUCUGAUUGAUACAAAAUGGGGCAUGAAACCAAGAGAUCUUGAACUGAUUGAAUUAAUGGAAAGAUCAAAAACUAAGUACCAGAUAGUAUUAACUAAGACUGAUACAGUUUUCCCAAUUGAUGUGGCGCGACGUGCCAUGCAAAUUGAAGAGAGUCUCUUGCCAAACAAGUCUGUAAUUCAACCUCUGAUGAUGGCCAGCUCAAAAUCUGGAGCAGGCAUCAGAAGCUUGAGAACUGUUCUUGCCAACGUAGCUCGAUUUGUCAAGAUAUAAAUAAAGGAUAUAAUAAGGCCAUAUGCUUUUUUGCUGAUUGGAAAAGUUUUAUACCUGAAGGCGGCGCCACGAAGGAUUAGUGACAUGUUUAUUUUUUUAGUAUUCUAAUUUUAAGUGGCACAUCACUGAUAUGUAUAAGCUGCCAUUUUAAUCACUUUUUUUGGCAUUCAUUUUUGUUAAUUAACUUAAACAUAUUGUUCACUUGGUCAAAUAGAAUGGAUGCAUGCAUGCUUCCCACUCCUUUCUAAA